This is a messenger RNA of Onychostoma macrolepis, 2103 nucleotides long. Its product is annotated as Schwann cell myelin protein-like. Bases 1 to 2103 code for a protein of 700 amino acids. The record is from RefSeq and is a predicted model, not a curated record. NCBI's taxonomy places the organism in Eukaryota, Metazoa, Chordata, Actinopteri, Cypriniformes, Cyprinidae. The transcript is spliced from 10 exons.
AUGAAAGCACUUACAUGUGACCUUUGUGUUUUUUGUGACUUCAGUAUCAAUCUGCCACAGAGAGUAGAAGCUCUACAAGGAUCCUGUGUUUUCAUACCCUGCACAUUUGACAUCGAUCAACAACUUAACAGUUACCUCACUGAUAGUGCAAAGAGAAAAUGGUUUAAGGGUGUAACACCAGUGUUUGCCUCCAACAGCCCCAACACUGGACUGUUAAAAGGAGAAAUAUUCGGCACUGCUACACAGAAAAACUGCAGCACACGCUUCGAUAAUGUCAAUCAGAGUCAUAAUGGGUCAUAUUACUUCAGACUUGAAGCCAAUGGUAAUUUGCAAUAUAACUACAAAGAACCUAAACACAACCAUGUUCAAAUUGGUGUCUUAGGAUCUCCACCCAAACCCACACUGAGAGUCUUUAAGGAUCAGCAGGAGGUGAUGGAGACGGAGGAGGUGAUGGAGGGAAGUUCAGUGAGUCUGCGCUGCUCUACUAAGAUCUUCUGUCCGUCUCGUCCACCGUCUCUCACAUGGAGCUCAUCUCUCAAUGAGAACAUCACAGGACGGCAGUAUCAGAACCAAACUGAGCUCAUCUCUGAUCUGAACUUCACUGUUUCUCACCGUCAUCACGGAGUCACUUUCAACUGCUCUGCAACACACCAGCUACAGCAGAAGAUCACAACACAAGAGUCCCGUAUGCUACGAGUUCAGUAUGCUCCUAAAAACACAUCAGUGAGGAUAAACCCAGCUGGUUUAGUUCUGGAGGGUCGUUCAGUGACUCUGAGCUGCAGCAGUGAUGCAAACCCAGCAGUGAACUACACCUGGUACAGAGACACUGAAGAACUCCUGAAUCCAGUUCAGACCGGACCAGACCUGACCAUCAACAACACGGACCCGACACACAGUGGACGAUACUACUGUAGAGCUGAGAACAAACACGGCACUCAGAACACAUCAGUGCUGCUGGACGUCCAGUAUGCUCCUAAAAACACAUCAGUGAUGAUAAACCCAGCUGGUUUAGUUCUGGAGGGUCGUUCACUGACUCUGAGCUGCAGCAGUGAUGCAAACCCAGCAGUGAACUACACCUGGUACAGAGACACUGAAGAACUCCUGAAACCAGUUCAGACUGGACCAGACCUGAUCAUCAACAACACUGACCCGACACACAGAGGACGAUACUACUGUAGAGCUGAGAACAAACACGGCACUCAGAACACAUCAGUGCUGCUGGACGUCCAGUAUGCCCCAAAAAACACAACGUUGUCAGCGUUUCCCUCCAGCUCAGUGAUGGAGGGCAAACCAGUGGCUCUGAACUGCAGGACUGAUGCAAACCCAGCAGUAAACUACACCUGGUACAGAGAGACUGGAUCUCAAUUUGAGUUUCUCCAGACUGGAUAUAAUCACACCUACAUCGUGACAAACCCUACACACGGCGCAUGGUAUGGCUGUAAUGCUCAAAACCAGCAUGGCCAACGCAACGCUACAAUUCAACUUGAUGUUCAGUUUGCACCCAAAAUCUCCAGCUCUUGUAGCCGAAACAGUGUAAUCGCGUGUGUCUGUGAGGCUCAUGGGAAUCCCUGCCCUACACUAGAGUGGCGUCUGUCUGGACAUGUGCUCGCUAACUCUACAGAAACCUCCAUCAGUGAGGAGACGCUAGGAAGCACAGGAGUGAAGAGCGUCCUGACCACCCGUCAGUCCCUCACAGACACGCACGUCCUGCAGUGUUUCAGCUCAAACACUUACGGCAGAGCGAGUCAACAGUUUCAGACCUUCCCAUCAACACAAGAGACAAGUUUCCAUUAUCCAUCGGUGCUGCUCGGAGCUGCUGUUGGCGUCUCAGUGAUGAUGAUCGUGUGCAUCGUGAUGCUCUGCUGUGAACGAAGAAGGAAAGAAAAACCUUCAGAAACCAGACAAGACGACAUAUCUGGACUCACUCUGACUCAAACAGCCGUUGCUCUGGAUAAUGACGGCCAGUUUGUUUACGGCAAUAACGGCAUGCUGUCAUCCACCGCACCAAGUUCACCAGAAUCUCUUCAUUAUUCCUCCAUCGACUUCACAAACACUGAACCGCCGUCAGGAGAGAUCACGGGCAUCGCCUCGUGGAUAGGAUAG